UUGUGUAGACACCGACAUGACGGACGCGACGAAAAAGAUAUUAGAACAGCAGCAGUUUUCUAGCUCAUUGUUUAUUUCUCAAAAUACAUGAAAAUACCUGAUUUAUACGUUUGUUAUUUCGGUUCAAAAUGCCAGCAGACUUGGAGAAAUGUCCUAGGAGUUUGUUAGUGUGUGAAAAAUCCAACUUCUUGAAUGAAGCGUCACGUCAUGAAGCGCACGUUUCUAAACACAGCUUCAACUAUAAGGUUUCUUUACUGAUACCUGAAUGUGGAGUACUGCCUGCUGACAUUGCAAAAGUCAUCAGUAAAUUCAGUUCAUAUUACCUUGUGCGGGAUCUACCAGUGUAUAGAUUCCUGGAAGAGGACAUGCUCAAAAUAAUUAAGAAAGGCACCUUUUAUUCGCUCUCCUACAAAACCCGUCUUGAUGAAGACAAUGUUAUUGCUUUAUUGAGCAAAAAGUUAAUAUUGUCUCUUGAUAAGGACACGUAUGAGCAGCUUGGCUUGGAGGGAAAACCAUCUCUAUACAAUCACAGAAAGCCCAUGAGAUUUGUUGUAACUGUGGACCUCACUGAUGUAUCUUUGGUUCCUGGGACAAAGCGAUACCAGCAAGUUCUGAUGAGUCUGAAAGAACGAGUGCCGCUGAGAAGCGACUUUCUUUUAACGGAUUGCCAUUCAGACCAAGAUGGACAUCUGAAGGCUCUCCUGUCUCAGUACACAUACGAGAACUGUAGGCCUACUCUUAGGACCCACAGUCUGAGAGAUGUGUUGUGCCCAUCACUUCAAUCCUCAGAUCUUCAGGGAAAGAGUCUGUCAUGUAGCCCAGAGCUGUUCCUAGAGUGGCUGGGGGCAGCCAACCUGAAUAUCAGUUGUGAAAACUCGGCUACAAGUUUCCUGUCCACUUAUACGUGUCCGGAGCCACACAGUUCUGUGAGCCAGGCGCUGAUUUGCACAGUAACAGGACUCAUCCCUCCUGAAGACAUCUCUGUGCUACUACAAGAACUAAGAAGGUAUUUUGAUGCACCAAAGUUUACAGUUUGGGUCUCCCUCACUGUGCAUGGCUUUGUGGAUAGUCCUGUGUCCUGGGGAACAACAGAACAUGGCUUCCUCAAGGGGGGAGAUAACUUCUACAAUUUUGUUUGCUUCAAGAACCAGGAUUACUGGUUGCACAUGGCUACUGGUGCACACGAUGGCUGUCCCCCUUGAAGAACUAUAACCUGGAUUGGAGAAAGACAUUAUUUUUUCUAUGCUACUUCAUUUUUCUGUCAUACGGAAAUGAUGUUCUGACCUUUUGAUAUCCAUGUGAAUUAGAUUUAUGUUAAAUGUAAAGAGAAAAUAUUUUAUUUUAUUAGUAUUUGAGCAAUUAUAAACAGCAUAAUAAUAGUAAAAAUCUUUCUAUAAAGCAAACACAUUAUUGAUAACAUGUUAAGUUUGAAAAGAAUUAAAUUCAGGUCAGCAUUGUAAGCAACAAGGUUUAUUUGUCUCAUGAUUUUAAAAAAUAUUAUAUUUUGGAAAUCAGUGUGGUUUUAUGGAGCCUUCACAUUGCCACUAAUAAAGUAUUUA
Molecule: messenger RNA, 1559 nt
Organism: Tachysurus vachellii
Lineage: Eukaryota; Metazoa; Chordata; Actinopteri; Siluriformes; Bagridae
Gene: rpp40
Product: ribonuclease P/MRP 40 subunit
Exons: 8
Coding region: 129-1202 (357 amino acids)
Biological process (GO): tRNA 5'-leader removal; tRNA 3'-end processing; endonucleolytic cleavage in ITS1 to separate SSU-rRNA from 5.8S rRNA and LSU-rRNA from tricistronic rRNA transcript (SSU-rRNA, 5.8S rRNA, LSU-rRNA)
Cellular component (GO): ribonuclease MRP complex; multimeric ribonuclease P complex
Molecular function (GO): ribonuclease P activity; ribonuclease MRP activity
Source: RefSeq, a predicted model, not a curated record